Symphalangus syndactylus (siamang) is the source of this 2346-nucleotide messenger RNA. RefSeq names its product frizzled class receptor 9 (gene FZD9). Gene Ontology annotation, molecular function: transmembrane signaling receptor activity; Wnt-protein binding. Lineage: Eukaryota; Metazoa; Chordata; Mammalia; Primates; Hylobatidae. The record is from RefSeq and is a predicted model, not a curated record. Gene Ontology annotation, cellular component: membrane. Gene Ontology annotation, biological process: canonical Wnt signaling pathway; non-canonical Wnt signaling pathway.
GGCUCUGGCUCAGCGGCGGCUCCGGUGGCAGCGGCGGUGGCGGCUAAGCGGGCUCGGCGGGUCCUGUCCCUCGGGCGGCUGCCCGCUCGCUGCCCAGGGCGACCGGACACACGUGGGCGGCUCGGCGAUGUCCCGCGCCCCGCGACGUGGCGGGCAGGCACCGGGGCGCGGGACAGCUCGGCCCGAGUGAGCCGGGGCCGCGCUCCCGCCUUCGGCCCGGGCCGCCGGGGAUGGCCGUGGCGCCUCUGCGGGGGGCGCUGCUGCUGUGGCAGCUGCUGGCGGCGGGCGGCGCGGCACUGGAGAUCGGCCGCUUCGACCCGGAGCGCGGGCGCGGGGCUGCGCCGUGCCAGGCGGUGGAGAUCCCCAUGUGCCGCGGCAUCGGCUACAACCUGACCCGCAUGCCCAACCUGCUGGGCCACACGUCGCAGGGCGAGGCGGCCGCCGAGCUGGCGGAGUUCGCGCCGCUGGUGCAGUACGGCUGCGACAGCCACCUGCGCUUCUUCCUGUGCUCGCUCUACGCGCCCAUGUGCACCGACCAGGUCUCGACGCCCAUUCCCGCCUGCCGGCCCAUGUGCGAGCAGGCGCGCCUGCGCUGCGCGCCCAUCAUGGAACAGUUCAACUUUGGCUGGCCGGACUCGCUCGACUGCGCCCGGCUGCCCACGCGCAACGACCCGCACGCGCUGUGCAUGGAGGCGCCCGAGAACGCCACGGCCGGCCCCGCGGAGCCCCACAAGGGCCUGGGCAUGCUGCCCGUGGCGCCGCGGCCCGCGCGCCCUCCCGGAGACCUGGGCCCAGGCUCGGACGGCAGUGGCACUUGCGAGAAUCCCGAGAAGUUCCAGUACGUGGAGAAGAGCCGCUCGUGUGCACCGCGCUGCGGGCCCGGCGUCGAGGUGUUCUGGUCCCGGCGCGACAAGGACUUCGCACUGGUCUGGAUGGCCGUGUGGUCGGCGCUGUGCUUCUUCUCCACCGCCUUCACCGUGCUCACCUUCUUGCUGGAGCCCCACCGCUUCCAGUAUCCCGAGCGCCCCAUCAUCUUCCUCUCCAUGUGCUACAACGUCUACUCGCUGGCCUUCCUGAUCCGCGCGGUGGCCGGAGCGCAGAGCGUGGCCUGUGACCAGGAGGCGGGCGCGCUCUACGUGAUCCAGGAGGGCCUGGAGAACACGGGCUGCACACUGGUCUUCCUGCUGCUCUACUACUUCGGCAUGGCCAGCUCGCUUUGGUGGGUGGUCCUGACGCUCACCUGGUUCCUGGCGGCCGGGAAGAAAUGGGGCCACGAGGCCAUCGAGGCCCACGGCAGCUACUUCCACAUGGCUGCCUGGGGCCUGCCCGCGCUCAAGACCAUCGUCAUCCUGACCCUGCGCAAGGUGGCGGGGGAUGAGCUGACCGGGCUCUGCUACGUGGCCAGCACGGAUGCAGCGGCGCUCACGGGCUUCGUGCUGGUGCCCCUCUCCGGCUACCUGGUGCUGGGCAGUAGUUUCCUCCUGACCGGCUUCGUGGCCCUCUUCCACAUCCGCAAGAUCAUGAAGACGGGCGGCACCAACACAGAGAAGCUGGAGAAGCUCAUGGUCAAGAUCGGGGUCUUCUCCAUCCUCUACACGGUGCCCGCCACCUGCGUCAUCGUUUGCUACGUCUACGAACGCCUCAACAUGGACUUCUGGCGCCUUCGGGCGACAGAGCAGCCAUGCGCAGCGGCCGCGGGGACCGGAGGCCGGAGGGACUGCUCACUGCCAGAGGGCUCGGUGCCUACCGUGGCGGUCUUCAUGCUCAAAAUUUUCAUGUCACUGGUGGUGGGGAUCACCAGCGGCGUCUGGGUGUGGAGCUCCAAGACUUUCCAGACCUGGCAGAGCCUGUGCUACCGCAAGAUAGCAGCUAGCCGGGCCCGGGCCAAGGCCUGCCGGGCCCCCGGGAGCUACGGACGUGGCACGCACUGCCACUAUAAGGCUCCCACCGUGGUCUUGCACAUGACUAAGACGGACCCCUCUCUGGAGAACCCCACACACCUCUAGCGUACACAGGCCUGGCGCGGGGUGGCUGCUGCCCCCUCCUUGCCCUCCACGCCCUGCCCCCUGCACCCCCUAGAGACAGCUGACUAGCAGCUGCCCAGCUGUCAAGGUCAGGCAAGUGAGCACCGGGGGCUGAGGAUCAGGGCGGGGACCCCGUGAGGCUCAUUAGGGGAGAUGGGGGUCUCCCCUAAUGCGGGGGCUGGACCAGGCCGAGUCCCCACAGAUUCCUAGUGGAGGAUGUGGAGAGGAGGGGGCAGAAGGGUCCAGCCGGAGUUUAUUUAAUGAUGUAAUUUAUUGUUGUGUUCCUCUGGACGCUGUGACUGGAAUAAACCCCCACGUGGCA